This is a messenger RNA of Paramisgurnus dabryanus, 3348 nucleotides long. Lineage: Eukaryota; Metazoa; Chordata; Actinopteri; Cypriniformes; Cobitidae. The record is from RefSeq and is a predicted model, not a curated record.
AUUGUACUUGUUGAGGAGAAAAAAGGGAGAAAUUAUGACAUUGUUUGCAUACCUGUUGAAGAACAAUGAAAGAAAAGUGUAGUAGCCUAUAUUAUUUUAAUGUCAAAACGGUAAAUUGUUACAUUAUUUAGACCACCAGAGAAAAAGCUUUUCAGGGCACAAGUAUUGCAAGCAAAAUUUAGCAGUCACAGUCCUGUCAGACCCAUGUCACUAUCAAGUUUACCACUAUCUUUUUGUCACGCAGUAUCAGUAAGAUACAAAAAAGAAAGAGGCAGGAGAAGAUUGACACCUUUUUCGAGAUAAAUCUUGUAAGUGAAGUUGAAAAAUGUUGACAUUAAACAACCUUAGCCUAUUACAUAUAUGUUGUUGCAUUAAUUUCAUGAUAUUUCUUUUCAAUAUUCACUAAGGUUUGCUAGUACCACAGCCUUAUUCCUUUAUCACUGCACCCUUGUUUAGGAGAGGAGGUUGCUGGAGGCAUCAGUUUCAGAUAGAGCACAGGAAGGUUCACAGGUGCUUUUUUUAUCACGCUGUUUCUCUGCGGCAUUGCAAUGUUUCUUACUGUUGGACAGUACACACCUCUGGAGCCUGUUCAUGCUCUGGCAAAUAAAGAUUUCCUUUUCAAAGAGGGGAGGGCCACCUUCAAAGGAUGCUUCAAGAGGCCAGACAAUGUCACCCUGGCACUUCCUGCUGAUGCCAUCAUUAAAAACAUGUCCGUGGAUAAGUGUGUAGACAUGUGCACAGAGAAAGAAUUCACUCUGGCUGCUUUGACUUGGGAAAAAUGUCACUGUGGGUUUCCCACUUCUCUCUUCACACUACAUGAGCGUGAGGAUGAGGAACGCUGUUGGCUGCGCUGUGCAGGAGAAGAUUUUGAGAGCUGUGGGGACAAUGACUACUUUAUAGUGUACCAGACACAAGUUCGGGAUAAUCGAUGCAUGGACCGACGCUUUCUACCCACUCAUUCCAAGCACCAGAUUGCACUAGCGAGUUUCCCAGGAUCAGGGAACACCUGGACCCGUCACCUUAUUGAACUGGGCACAGGCUUUUACACUGGGAGCUACUACUUUGAUAAAUCACUGUACAUCAAAGGUUUUAUUGGAGAAAAAGAUCACUGGCGCAGCGGUAGAACCAUUUGCAUCAAAACUCACCAGAACAGCAAGAAGAUAAUCAAGGCCUUUGAUUCCAGCAUCCUCCUAAUCCGGAAUCCUUACAAAGCCCUCAUGGCCGAAUUUAACCGAAAGUAUGGUGGUGGCCACAUUGGAUUUGCCGCUCAAGCUCGCUGGAGAGGUAAAGAGUGGCCAAAGUUUGUGAAUAAGAAUGCUAAAUGGUGGGUGUCCCACACACAAAACUGGCUGAAAUAUGGGAAGAACGUGCAUGUGGUGCACUUUGAGGAUUUAAAGCGUGACGUUUUCUCUCAUUUAAAGAAGAUGGUCGUCUUUUUGGGUCUGGAGGUUUCUGAGGACCGUCUGUUGUGUGUGGAAGGACAAAAAGACGGAAACUUCAAACGCUCUGGCCUGAGAAAGCUAUACGACCCUUACACGGCAGAAAUGCGUGCCAACAUUGAUGAGCUCAUUAAAACUGUGGACAUAGAGCUGAAGAAUAGGAACCUGCCUGGUGUACCUGAGGAGUACAGACCGAGAUGAUACUAUAAAUUUUCUUUUUUAGCUUUAAUUUUUCAGUACCCUUCUUUUAAUAUUUUUAAGUUCAUUGUGAUUCCCAUUGUUUGCUUUCUGUUUUAGGAAUAUUAUGCAUUGCACAGAAGAACACAAGAAUUAGAGCUCCUAAUCUUCUAAUUAACAGUCAUGGAUGGUCUGACAAAAUACACUACAUAUUUUAUACUGGCUUAUUUAAAUAUUAAAUUUAAAUCAUUUUAAGGCCAUGUUCUUUAAGUCACUAUGAAAGUAUGUGGAAUCCACAAUGACUCUCAUGAAUGCGCCUCUCAGUAAGACAUCCAGUAUCGUAUUGCCUUUACCUGCAACCUUUGAACUACAUGCAUGACAUCAUGACCCACUAUGCACUUUUCAAAUAGCAAUUUAUGGACAAUUUAACAUCUUAGCCCCAGUUUGCUAUGCUCACACAAUCUAGAUAUUGAUUUCAGUGCUGCUUAGAACAAAUUCAUAAUAAAGCUUAUGUACUGUACACCAAAAAAUCCUCAAACUAUGCCUCAAGUACAAGAUAACUGCAUGUACAACUCAAAACUUUUUGUCAGAGUUGCAGAAACACGGUAUUUAUUUAUUUUUAUUUUACAUUUUUAUUGAUUAUUUGUUUUCACCAAAGUCAUUUUUCAUAAACGUACACUCUUAGAACGUAUGUGUUAAAAACGACACAUCAGUGUAAGUUAAGAAUCCACACAUCUCUGUGUUAUUAUUUAAACCAAACAUUUUGUGUUAAUUUUAACACAGCUUGUGUUUUAUUUGAACACAAAAUCAACACAAAAUGACACAUAAUGUGUUAAUAGCAUAACACAAAAGAAAUCAUAUUAACACAUCCUUUCUUAGAGUGUAGAUGAGUUAUCUUUUGGAUUUUUUAGUGUUUUUUUCAGACAUGAUUGCAGUGGGCAAUCAAAAAUAAAAACUGUUGAUCCUUUGUUCACAAACUUGGAUGUGAAAAAUGUUGGCUUCUUGUAAAUACUUACUGUGAAAUGACAACGACAGACCCUUUAAUAGUUGUGUGGUCCACAACUAUUUUGUCAAGAUGAGCUGUGUAAUUCUAUAAAAAUGUCUGCUUUUGUGUACCAAGGAAAAACAUGAUAUAUGUUUGGAAGAACAUGUGAAUGAGUAAAGUUAGAUUAAUUAUUUUGUAAGUGAACACCCUUCUAUCCUUUUUUUUUUGGGAGACAAAAAGCUUCACAUACUUUCUUUACUUAUUUUAUUUGCUACACCAAAUAAUUCUUUCAGCAUUAUUUAUAUACAGUACAACACAUUUUGAAUGCAAUUGUUUUCUUGUUUUCUGGAAAUGUUCAAAAUUGUUCUCACUUGUUCUCAGUGUUUUAAUUGCAAAGUUUAUUUAAAAACAGCAAAUCAAUACAAAAACAUUUAAUUAAAAUAUAAAAUGUCACUAUAAAUGAAAGAAUUAAGGGAUAAAACAAGUAUGAAGCAACAUGUUAAAGAGAUUCUCAAAAAUCAUUUUAGUGUCAUAUAUAAAAAUGACAUUGAUAAUAUAUACAUACAGUAUAUGUAUAUACAAAUAUUUUUGUAAUGCUCACCACAGAAAUUACAUGAAUUUGAAUGAUAAGAUAAAAAGUCUCACCUCUAUUUUUAACAGAAUCAUAUUUCAAUCAAAUGCUUUUCAUGAAAAAAUAAACAAAACGGAAGUGUUACUCAGAAUGUAUUUUGUAUGGGAUAAUUGUAU